AAAAGAAAAUAAUAAAUGGAAAAAGCUACAAUUGGGAAGCCAAAAUUGAAAACAGAGCGUCAAGCAUCUUUAUAUAAAAGGAAGAGGAAUUCUAUGUUCCUUUGUCUUGAAGUCCCAAAAACAGAGCAAUACAAACAGAGAGCUUCUAAAUCUCCCACUCACAUGGCCGGAAUCUCUCCGCUCUCAGCCACCCACUUCCUCUUUCUCUCUUUCCUCCUCUCCUCUGCCAUAGCUUUCGCUAUAGGCGAAGAUGAAUACUCCUUUGGAAGAACAUUGGACAGAAAACUUUUGGGUCUUAGAAAAGAGAAGCUCAGCCACUUGCGUCUUUACUGGCACGACGUUCAAAGUGGCAAAAACCCAACCUCAGUCCAAAUCGUGCCCCCUGUUUCGAACACGUCAAGGACUGGAUUCGGUGCGGUCCAAAUGAUCGACAACCCAUUGACAGCAACUUCAGAUCCGAAGUCCAAACUGUGGGGAAGAGCACAGGGACUUUACGCGGCAGCUUCGCAAGACAAAUCUGGGCUGUUAAUGGCGAUGAAUUUCGCGUUUGUGAGUGGGAAAUACAACGGAAGCUCCAUCACCAUAUUUGGAAGAAACCCAUUUAUGGAGAAAGUGAGAGAGAUGCCUGUGAUCGGUGGAAGUGGGCUGUUCAGAUUUGCGAGAGGAUAUGCGGAAGCCAGAACCAGCAAGAUUGAUUUCUACACAGGGGAUGCUGUUAUUGAGUAUAACAUUUACGUACUUCAUUAUUGAUUCCACUUUGUUCUCUCUGUUUGUGUUUCGUUUCUUUAAUUUAGUUUCUUCUGGAACAGGGGCUGGGUUUUGAACUUUUCAAUAAUUUAAAUGUUUGUUUAGUGGGUGAAAGUGGAAAGCCUGCUUCGCCGGACUGUUUAUCCACAGAGUGAGUUUUUUUGUUGUUUGAAUUGGAAUCACUGUUAACUCUACUUCAUAUUCUACCACAUCUAAAUUAUAUGAAUUGCUCACUACAGAAGGAUUCUUUUUUG
This is a messenger RNA of Benincasa hispida (wax gourd), 1001 nucleotides long. The record is from RefSeq and is a predicted model, not a curated record. Lineage: Eukaryota; Viridiplantae; Streptophyta; Magnoliopsida; Cucurbitales; Cucurbitaceae.